Exophiala mesophila is the source of this 2469-nucleotide messenger RNA. RefSeq lists its product as uncharacterized. The transcript has a single exon. Gene Ontology annotation, molecular function: cyclin-dependent protein serine/threonine kinase regulator activity. Gene Ontology annotation, cellular component: nucleus. The coding region runs from base 31 to 861 and encodes 276 amino acids. NCBI's taxonomy places the organism in Eukaryota, Fungi, Ascomycota, Eurotiomycetes, Chaetothyriales, Herpotrichiellaceae. Gene Ontology annotation, biological process: regulation of transcription by RNA polymerase II. The record is from RefSeq and is a predicted model, not a curated record.
CCUAAAUCGCCCAGAUGAGACCUGCCGUUGAUGGCACCUAUAUCUUCGGCUGUAGGCCACCUCACAAACCCUCUGCUCACAUCACAGCAACUCAUCCAACACAGAGAUUAUGAUUCCGAAGAUGGGCAAUCAAUUCGAUAUGCUCAAGCCCAGUUGACCAGUGUUGCCGGAAUUCUCUUGCGCCUCCCUCAAGAAGUGAUCGCGCAAGCCAUCGUCCUCCUCCAGCGAUUCCUCAUCUGCACUCGGCCUGUGGAUCGCGAGAAUUUCAGCCCUAGAUUGCAGUCCGCAGCCUCGAUCUACCUUGCCGCAAAAUCAUCUGCCACUCCAGUCUCCCCUCGAUCUAUAGUCAAUGUGUACGGCUACCUUACCUCCAAGGCUUCAUGCCUGAUCUCCCUGAAUCCAUCCGGUGCACCGGAUCAACCAGACCCGACCGAGUAUAUUGUGUCAGAGGGGACAUAUGAGAAAGAACGACAGCGACUGUUUGUCUGCGAGAGUACAAUCCUCGCUGGUUUGGGUUUCGAUACACACGUUGCUUUACCUCAUGGCCUAGCAUUGACAUAUCUACAGGCGCUUGGAGCGUCUACUCCUACCUUGUGUCGAAGGGUCUUUGAGCAUCUGAACGGAGGACUUCUCUCUCCGCAAUGGCUGUACCUAACUCAUCAACCAAAUGCACUGGCUGUCGCGGCGAUAUAUCUGGCUGCGCGUGAGAUCGACGUCAAGCUUGUCGAAGUCAAUUGGUGGGAGGUCUUUGAUGUUGAUCGAGAGGAUCUCGGGUUUCUUGUCCUGGCUUUUGGAAGCUUGGAGAACUUUGCCGCCGUUGAACGUGAGAAGUGGGAGGGCAAGGCUUUGUCGUUGGAUUGAUUGCCAUUGGGAGGGCGUGAUCAUUUUGCCCACCAUCUCCUCAUCGCAAGUCAACACACGGCCGGCUUGUUCGACCAAUCUUUGACUUCGACACAGUCAACCACGCAACAACAUCUCACGCCAACGGGACGGCAAAUUGGUAUUAACAGAGCCGACCAACAGGCAGACACCAGAUGCGGCUGCAGAAAGCCGAUUGUACUUCUGAUCGCGAUCUCAUGAUGACAUCGGUCAAGCUGGAAGCAUGACUUACUCACUUCCCAUGGACGAUAUUCCCAGGCUCUAGACUUUCACAUCUAGAAUUCCCGUCUCUAGAGGGUGAGCAAACGCAAUUCCAACUCCGACAGAAGAUGAUGUGGCAUAUUACCGAGACCACUCGCUCCUUGUGACCGGCAGACUCGAUCAAUUAAAAUGUGGUCUUGUCGCCAAUGCAUCUGAAUGAUGACAAAGUAUCGCGGAAAAUGCAUUACCAUCACUCCACUCACUUCGGGGUCAGAUACCCGAUAGUGCACCAUUUCCGAGCGAGUAACCACCAUUAUCCUAGAUGAAGCGGAUAGAUGGACAACUCUACCCAGAAUUCGUUGUGGUUCACUCGGGCAUCACAGUGUGCUAGGUAUUAGCCUCUAUGCGCAUCUGUUAGACUCGGUACCCGGCAUUCUUGUAACGAAUCGAACGCGACUGGAGAUCCCGUUCCCCGCAUUCCGUCCGAUUGUCAAACCGAUAACGGCAUCGUGCGUCGCCUUAUGCACGCCUGGUCACGCGAUUCGGCUUAUAAUAUAGUACGCAUACACGCAGACGAAUGCCCCUUGGCUGCUCUCGUAUACCCCGGUCCGAAUGACCUAUCGAAUUCCAUGUUGCCGAUCCUCACGGAGACAUGAGACCAAUCAUAGUUCUGUCAACCUAUCUUCGGAAUACAAUGUCUGCGGAUCGAACCGACACUCUUGACGCCGAACCACGUACUACGUGUGCGGUCUUCGGAACAUAUUUUCGCGCCAUCGUAUGCGAGUCUCUGAUGCUGGGGUAGGCCCCGGGGACCCCAGAGGUUUUCACACGCAUGGACAAAGUGCAAUGCUGAUCGAGGUGUCACGACGUGGAAUGGCCCAUCCUCAGGCCAUUGUGUCUAUCUUUCUGUUAUCCAAUUCUGUCUAUGCCUUCUAGAUUCUAGGCCAUAGACAUAGACAGAAUCCCUCAAAAUUGCGAUACACCCUUUCAAGGCACCCGCAUCCGCGUCUUUCAAGUCCAGCUUCGCCCGUUCGACGUCGUUAGCCCUACAGCACUAGUAACCCCAGGUGAUGAAGGCCAAAUACUACCUGCGGCCUCGUUGCCUAGCCCCAUGCCCCCUUCAAACGGUCCGUCACUGUAGCCCAGGAAGAGCUCAGGACAUUGAUUGGUGUCGAGAAGGUCAAAGUCUGCUGAUAACAGAGGGAAAGGAUAUAGCGAUUCAAAACAAGCUGCUGCGGCGGCGGCUGUGUCGAGGUCCAUGUUUUCACCGUAGGUGUUAUUAUCACCCACCGCCAGAGUUGUGGCCGUCGUUGUCGUCGUCGUCGUCGUACACUGCGGCUGCGAGUUUCCUGGUCCGAUUUCCAUAGAUCCUUCGAGAGUAGAAGUAUG